AUGGCGACCGCUCUCACCAAAGCUGCGAGACUGAAACCCGAAGUUCGUCUGGGACAGGCUAUCUCCGAAUUUCAAGCCGACUGCUCAUCGCGGGAAAAGGCCACCCUGCGAUCAUACCAGGCUGCUGGAAUCCCACCAAGUAUUCGUGACGUGAUGCAGUUGACUGCGGAGAUUAACCGAUCGGCUGGCCUUCAAGUACGAUGUUUCGGGUCGCGGCUAACAAACAUUCUUCAGGCGGUGCAGGAGUUCGCUGCACUUGGGGACAUUGUCCUGGGCGCCUCGCAGAGCCUCCUAGCCUGUGGCAUCUGGGCUGUGGUACGAAUGUCGCUUCUGUCCAUUGUCAAGUACUCGACCUACUUUGAACAAUUAUCGUCCAUGCUCAUGGCCGUGGGCCGCUCUGCACCUCGUUAUCAACUGAUGGGUGCUAUCUAUCCCAAAUCCCAACGGCUUGGAACAUCAAUGCUGGAAUACUUCAUCACCGUUGUGCAGCUAUGUCAUCAUGUCAUGAAGCUGAGUCGGAAGACAGCCUUCGGCCAGUGGGCUUCUACUUUGACGGCUUCUCUGAAAGGCUACCAAUCCGACCUUGAACUCUGGGCGACCGCCAUCAAAGAAGAAGUGAACUUACUUAUGGUACAGCAAUUAUCCCUAGAAGCUGAGGAUAAUUCAUGGUUCAGGUCUCAAGUCACUAAACGCUUCGAAUCUCAAUCGUACGCAAGAAAGCUGAGGGCGCGCCAGCGCGUAAUGGAUGCUUGUUCUACGUAUGACUAUGAACAGGACUGGAAGCGGAUACGCAAGCUUGGUACUACGACUAUUCUGGAGACCUCGGCUGUGUACAAGCACUGCAAAGCCCCACAAGAUCCACAAGGGCUACGAUCGCGUACACUCGUGUGCAUAGGCAAGCUGGGAUCGGGGAAGUCCGUCGUUCUCGCCAAUAUGGUGGAUGACCUCAAUUUGGAUGUAGGAAGGAAGGCAGUAGUGGCGUACUUCUUCUGCCAGCAUGAUUCGACGCAAAGUCUGGCUCCCAAAACAGUAAUAGGGUCCUUAGUGCGACAGCUAUUGCAAUCGGCAAAUGACUUCGAUGCUGCACGCGAUUUUCUCGGAGACAAGCGUUCUCUUGAGGUUGACGAUAUUGUGACUUUGCUAAAGCAUCUACUUCCGACGCAUUUCGAGGCCUUUUUCAUCCUUGAUGGCUUGAUGCACUGCGAUGCGGAAGCGCGACAAGUCAUUCUGACAUCUUUACUGGAGAUCCAGAAAUUUAUCAAGCUGUCAUUGUGUGUGUCUGUUAGGCCAGAGCCCGCUGGCUCUCUACAGGAACUAAAUCAGCUUCCGAACCGGCAGUUUCUCUCCGUGGAAGAUAACAAAUCCGACAUCGAUGCUUUCAUUAACGCCGAGUUGGUGAGAUGUCUCGAAUCCGAAAAGCUUGUAAUAAACAACCCUGCCCUUAUUCUCGAGAUCCGGGAUAGCCUUUCUCAAGGAGCCCAGGGAAUGUUUCUGUGGGCGUCUCUGCAGAUAGAAGCCCUGUGUCUGGAGAGAACAGACGCUGAUGUGCGAGAUGCCAUUGCAAAUCUGCCUAAAGAUCUGUCGGCAUUAUACACCACGAUAUUGAGAAGAUCAAGCGUCUCCGGUGCCACGUAUCAAUCCAAGAUUCUGGAUUUGGUUGCGAUCGCAUGCAGGCCACUGACUACAGAGGAAAUGACAGAAGCCCUUGGUGUGAUUCCUUGGAAGACAUCUUGGGACCCCGCGAGGAGAUUGAAUGACAUGCAUGCAACAUUAAGCUGCUGUGGGAGCCUGCUUACUGUGGAUGAAGAAAGCUCGAGUAUUCGAGUAGUGCAUCAUAGUGUGAAAACAUAUUUAUUCGACCAAACCGGAGGAGGUCUUGAUGCGAAUCGUGCAAAUCAAACCAUGGCAGAGAUUAUUGUCACCUACCUGAAUUAUAAUGUGUUCUCUAGGCAGUUGUCGACAGUGAAGGCACCUAAAGUUAGCUCCAGCUCAGUGACAGCAGCGGUGGUCAACUCGACGGUUCCCGCUCGUCGCCAAUCCCAGAACUUUGCAUUGAAGCUGCUGAGAUCGAAGAAGAGCAAUGAUAAGGAUGUUGGCCAUAGUCUAAUGCAAUACCUGAAAGCCUCCAGGGCAACUGACAGUGUGCCUUGGGCCCUCUACCAAUAUGCAGUGGAAUGGUGGCAGGAGCAUAUUUGGAGUCUUGACCCCGCUAGGCCAAAUCUACACAAGCUCCUGAUAAACCUAUUGGAGGCGCACGGCUAUGACAAACCGGACUCAUUUGGCCAGACGCCGCUAUCCCAUGCCUGCCAAUGGGGGAGUCUGCAUCUUGUUGACUGGCUCCUUGUCCAUGGUGCUCUCCAUACCGACGAUCUUUCCGGACAUUCCCCGCUCUUCUGGGCCAUCAAUGGGAGGCAUAUCACUGUUGUUGAGUCCCUGUUGCAGAGUGAUGUUGUGGAUCCUAAUGUGGUAGGUCCGUCAGGAAAGUCACCUCUCACAUCUGCAAUACUCAUGAGAGAUGUCAAAAUGACCGAAUGCUUUCUUGGCUGUGACCGGGUAAAUCGGAACCAGAGGGAUUCCGACGGCUAUACCCCCCUAAUAGCCGCUACGCUCCUCAACUUUGUGCAAGCAAUCCCAAUGUUUCUGUCGGGCCCGCACACCGAUAUCUUUGCCAUGGCUCCAUCCGGAGACUCGGCCCUUCAUCUGGCUGCCGCAAACAAGGGCCAUGCAAAAAUAUUUCAUCUUCUUCACGAACAGGCGCGGUUAGAGGAGAAAGGCUCUCAUGCCGUGUCAAUGGGCAACAAAAACAGGGAAACCCCUUUAUGGCUAGCAGCCGCUAAUGGGCACAUGGAAGUUGUCGAGUCAAUUCUCCAAUAUCCUGGCCUUGAACUAGACAUGGGUGAUGCUCGUGGGGAAACCCCAUUCUGGGCUGCGGCCUCCAAUGGCUACACAGAGAUUGUCAGAUACCUUGAGAGCUUAGGUCGCGUGGAUAUUAACCAUCUAAACAUAGCUGGUCUUUCUGCCCUGGGGGCAGCGGUAUUUAACGGCCACGAAGAUGUAGUUCAAGCUAUGAUUACCAUGAAGGGUCUAAACCCGAACCACAGCGGAUUUCGAGCGGCCACUCCGCUGCAAGCAGCCAUCCGCCUGAGAAACGAGAGGAUAGUCAGGCUACUGAUUGGACACGAGAAAACAGAAGUCAAUCGACGAGCCCAUAUUGGCACAACGCCCCUGCAGCUAGCAGUCGAGGAAGGAUGCGAGGAGAUUGUGGCAAUGCUCGUCUCUACCCGUCGGAUCCCUCAUAACCGGUGGGGUCGUCGAGGCGUAACACCACUGUGGACAGCUGCGAGCCGUGGCCACAGCGGCAUCGUCAGGAUCCUGGUUAAUGCGAAAGGAAUCGAUCUGAACUUCCCACGCAUGCAUGGCGAUACAGCGCUUGGGAUAGCGGCAUUCAAGGGACACGUGGAAGUAGUCCAGAUCCUGAUCUCCACCGGCCAAGUCGAUCUCAAUCGCAAGGAUCAGAACGGCACAACGCCACUGUGGGCCGCUGCGGACAAUGGUCAUACUAAAAUUGUCAACAUCCUUGCAAGCACUGAUGGGGUCGAUGUGGAAUGCCCCAACGCGACAGGUACUACGCCGCUCUGGAGAGCUGCAUCGAAAGGCUACUAUCACAUCGUCCAGGCUCUGGUAAAUACUGGCCGAGUGGAUAUCAAUAGUGUGGAUGUUGAUGGUACAGCACCCCUGUCUGCGGCCGUGGCAAAAGAACAUGAUGAUAUUGUAAGAUUCUCGAUCGACAUCGGCGUGGAUGUGAAUGGCACAGCCCCUGUAUACAAUCUUCGCACAGAGCAGACACCUCUGUGGAUUGCCUCCUGUAAUGGGCGCACAAGCGUCGUGAAGAUGCUGGUAGCUUGCCCGGACAUCCAGCUCAACCAGCGCGAUAGAGAGGGGUAUACUCCGCUAGGGAUUGCGGCGAAGAUGGGCCAUGCGAGCAUUGUGGCCAUUUUGGCCAGUACUCCAGGGGUGGAACUGUUUCAAGUGGAUAGAAACCGCCAAAGCGCCUUGGAGAUUGCACGGCAGGCCGGCCAUGAAGCUGUGGUCAAUGUGCUCGAGGCAGUAGAUCACACAUAA
Messenger RNA from Aspergillus luchuensis, 4122 nucleotides. Its product is annotated as NACHT domain protein. The transcript has 2 exons. Gene Ontology annotation, molecular function: protein binding. The record is from RefSeq and is a predicted model, not a curated record. Lineage: Eukaryota; Fungi; Ascomycota; Eurotiomycetes; Eurotiales; Aspergillaceae. The coding region runs from base 1 to 4122 and encodes 1373 amino acids.